Salpingoeca rosetta is the source of this 1676-nucleotide messenger RNA. RefSeq lists its product as uncharacterized. NCBI's taxonomy places the organism in Eukaryota, Choanoflagellata, Craspedida, Salpingoecidae. The record is from RefSeq and is a predicted model, not a curated record. Gene Ontology annotation, biological process: IMP metabolic process; 'de novo' AMP biosynthetic process. The transcript is spliced from 11 exons. Gene Ontology annotation, cellular component: cytoplasm. Bases 268 to 1518 code for a protein of 416 amino acids. Gene Ontology annotation, molecular function: GTP binding; adenylosuccinate synthase activity.
GGAGGACAACCCUCACCUUGUCCGGAAGCGGCAGUGGGGUGGGUGGUCCUUUCGCAAGCAACGCACCACACACAAACAAACUCAUCAUCAGCACUGUGUGCAACGAACCCAGCCUUGCGCCAUCCACACUCACUCCCCCCCCCGCCAGCCAGUCAUCGAUCGCAGCCAUACACCACACACGCACACGCACGCACAAACACACGCACACACGCUCACACGUACACGCACGACCAACGUGACACAGUCACACGAAGGGCAUCCCCAAGCAUGAGCAGCAAGAGCAACGUGACGGCAGUCAUUGGACUGCAGUGGGGCGACGAAGGCAAAGGAAAGCUGGUGGAUAUCCUGGCACCAGGGUUUGGUGUUGUGGCUCGCUUCGCAGGCGGCAACAACGCUGGCCACACUGUGGUCAUUGACGGCACCAGCUAUGCGUUUCACCUGCUUCCCAGUGGGAUCGCUCACAAGUCCUGCACAAGUGUCAUUGGAAAUGGCGUCGUGGUGCACCUGCCGGGUCUGAUGAAAGAGAUCAAAGCCAACACAGAGAAAGGGCCUCAUCUCGCAGGAUGGGAGUCACGGCUGAAGAUCUCCAACCGGGCUCACGUGGUGCUGGACAUCCAUCAAGUUGUGGACGGCCUGACGGAGACAGAACGAGGCGUUAGCAAGAUUGGCACAACCAAGCGGGGAAUCGGCCCAACAUACUCAUGCAAGGCCACACGCAACGGUCUGCGCAUGUGCGAUCUGCUUGGAGAUGAGGACCAUCUUCGGGCCAAGGUGGCCGCUGUCUGUGGCAUGUAUCAACGGCUGUUUCCAUCCAUCACUGUCGACGUGGAGGCAGAACUCGCGGCCAUCCAACAGUAUCUGGACACCAUACGCCCGCUGAUUUGCGAUACCUUUGCUGAGAUUCACACUGCACUCGACAGUGGCGUCCCAAUUCUCCUUGAAGGUUUGUGUGUGUGUGUGUGUGUGUGUGUGUGUGUGUGUGUGCGUGUGUGUGCGCGUGAUUGUGUGUGUGUGUUGUUGCUGUGCAUUUGUCCUCAACGCUCUUCCUCCAUCCCCUCUUCCUUGUCAAUUGCCACCUCCCUUGAUCAGGAGACGGGCCGGUAUCUGCAAGAGAAAGGCCAUGAAUAUGGCACAACAACAGCGCGCCCGCGCCGCUGCGGCUGGCUCGACCUGGUCGUCAUCAACUACGCUUGCAAACUCAACGGCGUCACCGCCAUCUGCCUGACAAAGCUGGACGUGCUGGAUGAUCUGGCGGAGGUGAAGAUUGGUGUCUCGUACACAUCGCCGUCAAACACAUACACCUGUUCCAUGCCAGCGUCGCAAGAGGAGAUGGCACAGUGCACCGUUGAAUACAUCACCCUUCCCGGCUGGCAGCAGUCCAUCGAGGCGGUCCGCAAGUUUGAAGAGCUGCCGGCGAAUGCAAAGGCGUACAUCGCCAAGAUUGAGGAGCUUGUUGGCGUCCCAGUGCGCUGGAUUGGCGUGGGCAAGGAGCGGGAAGCCACCAUCCACAUUGCUUGACGUGUGCAACUGCCUGCGUGGAUGAUCUGUGUGAUUGAUGAUGUGCUGUGCCAUGUGUUGUGCCAUGUGUUGUGCCAUGUGUUGUGCGAUGUGUUGCUUCAUCGAUCAUCAAAGAUGCAAAGCAACGCGCAGAGUAAUCUCACCAAAAGCAAGGCAAG